GGGAGGGAAGGCAAAAAAACCCAAAAAAUAAAAUAGAGUUGGAAGGCAGUAAGGAGGUGGAGGAAGGAAAAGGGGAGGAGGAAGAGGAGGAGGGAGAGAAGGGGGGAGUGGGAGGCUGGCGAGGAGGGAUGUAGCCCAUCGCCAGGCGAGCUGGAAGGUGGGAAGCCGGAGGAGCGGCUGCGAGGGAGGUUAUAAAAGGCAGGAGCCGGUCUCUGAGCAAAGGGGAGGGCGACGGGGACCUGCCCGCCCCCGGGCAGCCCCGCCGGGACCCGGACACGCUCCUUUGCACGGAACCCGGAGGAUUUUUAUCCCCGACGGCAGAAGGAGCCCAGCGGGAGUGGGGACCGCCGCCAGCCAUGCCCCGGCGAGCUGGGCGCAGCGGGAGUUAAGGAUGGUGCCCAGCCUACGUCCUGCCCCCCUCCUCCUCCUCCUCCUCCUCCUGCAGGCGUUUCUCCUCUGGGAUAGCCCAGUUGCAGCCUCCAUCCAAGAGCAGUACUGCGAGAGCCUGCCGCCUGUCACCAACCACACGGGUCCCCACUGCAACGCCUCCGUAGACCUGAUCGGCACGUGUUGGCCCCGGAGCGCGGUGGGACAGCUGGUUGCUCGACCCUGCCCCGAAUAUUUCUAUGGCGUGCGGUACAACACCACGAAUAAUGGCUACAGGGAGUGCCUCGCUAACGGGAGCUGGGCAGCGCGGGUCAACUAUUCCCAGUGCCAGGAGAUACUCAGCGAAGAGAAGAAGAGCAAGCUGCACUACCACAUCGCCGUCAUCAUCAACUACCUGGGGCACUGUGUCUCGCUGGGGGCCCUCCUCGUGGCCUUCGUCCUCUUCAUGCGCCUGCGGAGCAUCCGCUGCCUGAGGAACAUCAUCCACUGGAACCUGAUCACAGCCUUCAUCCUACGCAACGCCACGUGGUUCGUGGUGCAGCUCACGAUGAACCCGGAGGUGCACGAGAGCAAUGUGGUCUGGUGCCGCUUGGUCACUGCUGCCUACAAUUACUUCCAUGUCACCAACUUUUUUUGGAUGUUCGGCGAGGGCUGCUACCUGCACACGGCCAUCGUUCUCACCUACUCCACGGACAAGCUCCGCAAGUGGAUGUUCAUCUGCAUUGGCUGGUGUAUCCCCUUUCCCAUCAUCGUUGCCUGGGCCAUCGGGAAGCUGUACUACGACAACGAGAAGUGCUGGUUUGGGAAGCGAGCGGGAGUUUAUACCGACUACAUUUACCAAGGCCCCAUGAUCCUGGUGCUUCUGAUCAACUUCAUCUUUCUGUUCAACAUUGUCCGAAUCCUCAUGACGAAGCUCCGAGCUUCAACCACGUCGGAGACGAUCCAGUACAGGAAAGCAGUCAAGGCCACGCUGGUGCUGCUGCCCUUGCUGGGAAUAACCUACAUGCUGUUCUUCGUCAACCCGGGGGAGGAUGAGAUCUCCAGGAUCGUCUUCAUCUACUUCAACUCCUUUCUGGAGUCCUUCCAGGGCUUCUUUGUCUCCGUCUUCUACUGCUUCCUGAACAGCGAGGUCCGAUCAGCUGUACGGAAGCGGUGGCACCGAUGGCAGGACAAACACUCCAUCCGCGCCCGCGUGGCUCGGGCCAUGUCCAUCCCCACCUCCCCGACCCGUGUCAGCUUCCACAGCAUCAAGCAGUCCACGGCCGUCUGAGCCAGCAGCGAGCUGCCCUACGGGAUGGGGGAACCAGCGUCCCUGCUGCGUGGGACCCCCGACAUGGCACAGCACAGGACCCGGGUCCUGCCUGCACCCACCAGUCUUGCAGAGGACACACAAACUCGCUGCAGCCAUGGCAAACCCUA
Molecule: messenger RNA, 1806 nt
Organism: Chroicocephalus ridibundus (black-headed gull)
Lineage: Eukaryota; Metazoa; Chordata; Aves; Charadriiformes; Laridae
Gene: CRHR1
Product: corticotropin releasing hormone receptor 1
Exons: 13
Coding region: 392-1657 (421 amino acids)
Biological process (GO): adenylate cyclase-activating G protein-coupled receptor signaling pathway; cell surface receptor signaling pathway
Cellular component (GO): neuron projection; plasma membrane
Molecular function (GO): corticotropin-releasing hormone binding; corticotrophin-releasing factor receptor activity; corticotropin-releasing hormone receptor activity
Source: RefSeq, a predicted model, not a curated record